Molecule: messenger RNA, 8512 nt
Organism: Prinia subflava (tawny-flanked prinia)
Lineage: Eukaryota; Metazoa; Chordata; Aves; Passeriformes; Cisticolidae
Gene: VGLL2
Product: vestigial like family member 2
Exons: 5
Coding region: 1287-2213 (308 amino acids)
Biological process (GO): regulation of transcription by RNA polymerase II
Cellular component (GO): nucleus
Source: RefSeq, a predicted model, not a curated record
ACCAGCCUGGUCACCAGGAGAACUUCACUACCAUUACGCGCUUAGAAAAUCUGAUCCUCCAAAAGGACAGAGUAGCUAGAUCAAUGCACCCUGUUACAUGGAGCCCUGAUGGCUGCUGUGCAGCUGGAGCACGGAAAACACAGCAAGCAGCCUCUCUUUGUUGUGGAUACUCAGCCCUCCAUGGAGAUGUCAGUCUGGAAGCUGCUUUAAGAGGUGCUUAAAACAAAACAAAAUAGGUCUCUUCUCACCGUAAUUGUUACUUGUACCACGAAGCUGAAGAUUUCAAAGAGCUGAUAUUGAAAUGAGAACUUACAUCUCUAUUAAAAAAUAAUUUGCCACCUAUGCAACUCCUUUAAAAUGAGCAGUGAAGAUACAUUCACCUAUUUACAACUUUGCGUGUCGUACUCAGCAGAAAGCCAGGGAGUAAAUCCAGUUUACCUUCAUAUAAUUUGUUGUUUUGACGUGACUUUGCCCUCGGCGUUAUUUUAGUUUCUAUUAAAUGCAAAAGCAUUGCUGUUCCCGGGAUUUGUAGUGAUUCGAAAGUUUCUGGGGAGAUUCCUCCUCGGGAGCAACUGGUUUUUCCUCCUUCGGUUUAUCAGACUCCUCAGCUCCUGUGGCUUUGGUGGUGGCAUUUUCCGGCGGGCACCGGACUAGGUGGGAUUUGGAUGGGGUCACCCAGAUCCCUGCCUUUCCCGGAGCUCCACUUCCCCCGGGCCAGGAGCGGGGGCCGACGAUGCGGGGGGCGGCAGGGGCAUCCUCCCCGGGGGCAGUGGGGCAGCGCCCGGCACAGGAGACACGUGGAAUGUCAGGAAAUAAAUGAAAUAAAAUAAAAAGCAGCCCAAGAUGGGCUGACUAGCUGGGUAAGCCCCCAUCUUCCUCCUACCCGCGGUUUCCCCCCGCACCCCUCCAGCGUCCCGCGUGGCCGGAGCUCUCCCAGCGCCUCCCGCCCCGCAGCUCCGGGCAGUCCCGGCUGCCGAACGGGGAUCUCUGCUGCCCCCGCCUCCGCCACCCGCCCGGCCGGGGCUGAAAAUCCCCCGGCGGCAGCGGAGCCCCUUCGGUCCCGCAGCAUUUGCGGGAGAGAGCCACGCUAUAGGAAGAGUAGAAGGCAGGGAAAGAAGGCAGGGAGGGGGUGUCAGCACAGCCCAGCGCGGCCUCAUCCCCUCUCACUCCUCCCACCAGUGCGUGGUGCCUCUUAACCCCCGGGAACCUCCCUCGCCCGAAGCAUUACUCCACUUUGCAGAACACGAGUUGAUGAGGAAAAAAAUACUCCUCUGCCGCGGCCAGCCAUGAGCUGUUUGGAUGUUAUGUACCAAGUUUACGGUCCUCCCCAGCCCUACUUCGGAGCAGCCUACAGCCCCUACCACCAGAAACUCGCCUUUUACUCCAAAAUGCAGGAAGCCCCGGAGAGCGGCAGCAGCGCCAGCGCCGGCAGCUCCUUCUCCAGCCACCCCGCGGCCAGCAUCAAAGAGGAGGAUUGCAGCCCCGAGAAGGAGCGACCCCCCGAGGCCGAGUACAUCAGCUCCCGCUGUGUCCUCUUCACCUACUUCCAGGGAGACAUCAGCGCCGUGGUGGAUGAGCACUUCAGCCGGGCGCUCAGCCAGCCCAGCAGCUUCUCCCUGGGCAGCGCGAAGGCGGCGCGGAGCGCGGGCUCCUGGCGGGAUGGCUCCUACCCAAUGAGCCAGCGCAUCUUCCCGCCGUCCUUCUGGAACAGCACGUACCAGCCCUCCUCGGUCCCGGCCAGCCUGAGCAGCCCCCUGGCAGCCGCCGCCCACAGCGAGCUGCCCUUCGCCGCCGCCGCCGACCCCUACGCGCCCACCUCUCUGCACGGCCACCUGCACCAGGGCGGCCCCGAGCCCUGGCACCACGCGCACCACCACCACCACCACCACCACCACCCCUACAUCGGGACACAGAGCACCGCCUACCCCCGCCCCGCUGCCAUGCACGAGGUCUACGGGCCCCACUUCGACCCCCGCUACGGCUCGCUCCUGGUGCCCACCGCCUCCGUGCGCCCCCACCGCCUCACGCCCGCCUCCGUGUCCACGCCGGUCAGCCCCCCCUGUGAACUGGGCAAGAGCGAAGCGGGUGCUGCCGCGGCCUGGACGACACCGGGCCCCUUCCCCAACGCAACAGGAGACAUGGCACAGGGCAUUAGCCUCAACGUGGACACAGCUCGCCGUUACUCCUUCUGUGGUGGAUCCCUUCUGAGCUGAUGUGCUGACUCAAAGACUCUCAGAGCCCCCCUUGCCCUUUUCCAAGCCCACCGUGGCCCUGCUGCUCGGGGAAAGACAACGGGAUUUAAAAGGACGUGGCAUUGCAAGGGUGACACUUUAGACGUAUUUUGGAAAGAAAAGUCCUUCUGUUGCAAGACGAGAGCCAAAGACAUUGAACUCCUAUUUAAGCAGACCCCAUACCCAGACCUGCAGCCAGACUACUCUGAAAGAGUCAAAUCUCAUCUUGGAUGGUGAUGCAAAACCAGUGGACUUCAUACAUGCAACAGAGGAAACUGUGGGGGUUUUAUAAGUGGUGUGAAUAUUUUUUUAAUGGCAGUGAAAGUUAUUGAAUGCAACCAUGGGAAAGCUACUAAGAGUUUUGAACUGGAUUUUUAUUUUGCAUUAUAGAAAAGCAAAAGGAGAAGAAAUUUGGACUCAUAAACAUUUUUGGACUAUCAAGGAACUGGUCAGAUUUUUCAGCUUUGUGGUUGUGAGUGGCAAGUGUCUGACUGAGGCCACCUGCCCUGGACUUACAGAUAUGCAGCUGUUCCCUCACAACUGCUUAAAUCCCAGAAAGACGAAAACCAAGGUGGCACUUCUCAGAGUUUGGCACAUUUGCAUUGGCUGUGUAACAGUUGUUUGGUUGGGGGUGGGGUUGGUUGUUUGGUUUUGGUUGGUUUUUUGGGUUUGUUUUUUUCUUUUUUUUUGUCUUUUUUUUUUUUUUUUUUCCUUUUUACAAUAAACAUUUUCUGGUGAAAGUUAAACCUUCUUAAAGCAGGGGGAGAAAGGAAUGCAAUGAAGAAUGGCUCACCUCCAACCCAACAGCCUUUAAAGGGAAAACCAGAACAUAAAGCACAUGAUGGACAUUAGUUCUGAGUUGCUCUAACACUUCCCUUUGUCUACUUGUUGCUGUCAUUUUGCCACUUUAGUAGUUGUUUUGUUUGGGGUUUUAUGAAAGGGGGAAUUAGAUACUUAACAGUAGCAAAGCAAAGUAUUAAAGGUAUCUCCUUCUUUCACCCUGUGUACUUUAAUGAAGAAUUAAAGCUAAAUGAGAGAAAUGAAGCAAACUGGAAACUUCAGGAUGAAGCAGAAAGUAUAUCUCUCACGUGGAUGAAGUGAGUUAUUUUAUUAUUUUGCAUGAAAGAGGAAUAGAAAUCUUAGCAGCUGAAAAUGUUUUCUUGUUGAGUAAAAUAUACAGAGAUAAAUACAAAAGAGAAGAAAAUACGAGACCAUUGCAGUGCUACAUUUUAGAGUAUGAUGUGUUUAUAAGAUUGGUUAAAGUGAGGGAACUGCUCCAUAUUUCUUCUUCUAGAAGAGGGGACUGUAGCUUAUAGAAUUGCUAUUGCAGUGGUAAAUUAAAAAUGUUACUACCAGCUGGUGAAUAAUUAAUGAAAUAGGGCAGAAAUGGCAUUUAGCCCAUACUUAAAAGCUGAUUUUUUUAAUAGACAAAACAUUGAUCCCAAUAUUACUGUGUUUUGGGGUUUUUCUGUUUGUCUUUUUUUUUUUCUUUUCUUAAUGAAAUAUCUUUGAAGCUGACAAAUUUUAAAGCAUACAGUAGGAAAUUCCUAUUACCCCCUGACACUGGGAGAAGCAGUAGAAAAUUAAUUUUUGUGCUGUAAUGAGAGUUUUUACCUUCCAGACUCUCACAUAAUUGGGCAUAGUGUUUGCUGUGUGUCAGAAGUCGAGUUAUGAAUAACCCAAAAUUGCUUCUCCUAGGUUUGUGAUAGAUCAGUUUCUGGGAAAGACUAGGAAUCCUAACAGAAAGAGUUUGACAAAGCAGUGUGAGUACAUCCUGUGAGAAGCUGACCAGGAGCACCCCUGGCCAGAGCUUAGCAAACGGCAGGGGGGACUCGCCGCGAUUCCUUCAGCCAGACAAACCGAUGGGCAUUUUUCCCUCAGCCUCCAAAUAGCCAGAGCCCAGACAAGCUGCAAAGGGCAAGGGAAUGACCUCAGAAUCUACAUUAUUUGUUAAACCAAAAACAUUCUGAGGUGUUUCUCAAGGAAGAAGGCACCAGUUUUUUGUAGGAGAAAAAUAACUAAAAACGGUGUUUAACUGCAGAAGCCUAAAGUUAGCAGGGUCAUUUUGAGAGCAUUUUUCUAAGGGCCUUUUCAAGCUUCUUUUAAAGGUUUGGUGGGGGGUUUUUUGAUUUUUUUUUUUUUUUGUGUUUUUUUUUGUUUUGUUUUGGUUUUUUUUAAAGAUAAAUCUGAAUCUAUGAUUUAUUGUGCUUCACCACAAUUAUUUCUUUUUUCUUUCUUUUUUUCUCCCCUCUUCUCUGCAAUUCUUAACAAGGAGGGUUGAGUGACACAGUCCAAAUACAUUUGGAAAUACUCAUGUAAGCAUAAAAGAGUAAUUUACUACAUUGGCAUUUACAAUUCAUUUGGACUGUGAAUGUAUUCAAGCAUGAGAAUUUAUGCAAUGAAUCCAUGAAUAUAGGUUUUGGCACUUGUUCUGAGGGUACAUUUUUUGCUGUUUUAUCAUGAAAGUAUCUAAACGCAAAAAGCCAAGACAGUGGCUCAAGGUGCUAGAAGUACAAAAAACUUUUUAAAAAUGCUCCUACUCUGAGUAGACUGCAGCCUGAAAGCACACAUGCCCUGUUUUGGCUAAUCCUUGCAAUUUUGCUCACUCUGUGUUAUUCUGACUCCUGAGAGACCACUCACAGCACCAACCUUUAAGGCUUGGGCAUUAGUUUUUGCAGGACUGGGGCCACAGUUCCUAAUGCAGUAACAGUGCACAUGACCUCCAUGCCAUUUCUCCAGUCUGUUUUAUUCCUCUUUGCAUCAUAGGUUAUUACUCCGUUAGUCAUGAAAGCUUGCAGAAAAUCUGGAAUUACAAAAGAAACCCUUCUUAGAUGUUACAUAAAUAUUACCUGUCACAUGCUUGUCACGCACUGAAAGAGACGUGAGUUCCCAUCUCUGCAGCCUGAAGAGCAAAUCCUCCUGCUGUCCCUUUCCGAAUGUCAUGCACCACGCUGUGCUCCCUAGCUACCCACCUGAUAAACAGACUAUCCAGUCUGGGACAGACAAACAGACACAAACAGCUUCAAACCCAUUGGCGCAGAGUCCAGCAAAGGAAGCAGAGGGACAGCAUCUGCUGCAGAGCGUGACAGUCCUGGACGUAGCAGGGUAUCUGCUGCUGCUGCUGCCCAAUGGCAAAUGUCCCCUCCACAAGGAGUUUCCAAAAUGAGCUCUGGAUGUAUUCACCACAGAUAUUUAUUUCCCUUUCUGAAAAUAGCUGAAAAUUAGCAAAGCAUGAAGGAAUAAUGUUUUAAUGAUCCCUGAGGUUGAAAGUGAACUGUCAAGGGAAGGAUGGAGGUAGGGAUAGGUCAUAGUACUUGUGGGUGCAAUCUCCACUUUAAUGAGAUUUUUGCUUUGGUACGGCUCCAGUUGCAAGAAUUAAGCAUAAAACUCUUAAAUGCAUUUAUGUGCCCCUACAUUUCAGUCUAAUGUUGGAGAGCUUUAGGGCAGUGUUGCUUACUUCUUAUCUCCUUUCCCAGUGUGUUUGCCAUAGGAGCCCCCAGCAGAGGAGGAAGAAGGGAGGGGACAGAGGGUGAAUAAUCCCUUUUGCGUCCCCCAGACUGUGCUGCCACCUCUGGGGAAAUGUAUCUGCCCUGUCUCCUCCUUGGGUCAGGAGCUGCCGACCCUUCUCGCCUUCCCUUUGAUGUCAUAUUUAGGUUCACAAGACAAGCUCUAGCUAGGGCUUAAAUGUUGGGCCCUUCUUGGAAGGGAGGAAUAUGCUGCUGGUGGCUUUGGAUGCAGCACCGUUCUCUGAAUGACAGUUGCUGUGCAUCUUUUUCUGGGCAAGUGUUGUAAUUAACAUGCCCUUUUGAUUACAGAAGGAUGAGCCAGCUCCUGUGGAGGAUUGUAGUGUCCUGGCUGUCUUCCCGGGCCUGCCACCCAGAGGAGCAGUUGCAGCAGGGAAAGGAGAGAGUCGUAUGGUUAUUUUCAGUAGUGAAACACUAAUUUUGUAUGCUAGGCAGUUUUGAUAGGGAAAUGCAAGUAGGAGAUCAUUAAAAAAAAAAAAAAAAGAGGAAAAGGAAGACAAAAAAGAAAAAGGAAAAAGAAAAACAAAAAGAGAAAAAAGAUUUUUUCAGUCAGUUCCCAAGCUUUGGGACUACAGCCUAGGGAAACAUACUGUUAAUUUAGUUCCCAGUAUGGUAACACUAUUAUCUAAUCUGAUUGUAGCGACAAGUGACUCAGCCAGGGCUCUUCAUGUCCAUUUUUAAUCACAGAGGAGGAGCUACUUUUGAAGUGCACCUUCUACAGCCUCCUUAGCCAGGUAUGACUAGGGAAUAAUGUGCAUCAAAGCUGUAAGUGCAAACUGCAGCAGAGAGGCCUUGGGGUGCUAUGUUCCCAUCCUCCUGCCCCUGCCCUCUCUGCAUCAGGUCCCACAAGAGAUAGGGAAGGUGCUGGAAGUGCCUGAUCAGGGGUGCAGGAGUGCAGGGAUGCAGAGAACACAAAUGCAGAUGUGCAGGGGUGCAGGUGUGCAGGGGUGCAGAUGUGCAAGGGUUCAGGGGUGUUGGGCUGCAGGGUGCAGAUGUGCACCUUCCUGGGCCCUAGUCUCAUGCUUCCAUUUGCCAUGCUGGGCUGCAGCCCACAAAAGCACAGGCUGGCCAAUGAUGGGAGCAAUUCUUUAGAUAUGUGCCAAUUGCUUAUUCAUUCAUGGUAAAGGCAGGAUAAACACCUGGCAGGAGUGCUGUCCCAUUAGGAGAUGUAAUACCACGUUGGAUAUUACUGAGGGUACUCCAUCUGCCUGUGGCAUGGCACAUUUUCUUCUGCCCUACCUGGCCCAGGUACAGCUGCAAGGUGUACCUCCUCACUCAUCAUAUCCACCCCAACUUCUCCACUUCUCCUCUCCUUGACUUCUGUCCUCAGCCCUGACCCUGCGUCUCAUCCCCUCUCUGUUCACCUGCCUCACUCAGGUUCUUCCCUCCUGCACUUAGUACUCUGGCCCCACACCACAGCAGCAAGGAGCAAAGAAACAGUGUUAGGAGGGACACAAACUUUCCUGCUGGUGUUGUUUGCAUGGAGUCUGUAUUUACGUGAUAAACAGAGUUGACAAACAUGGGCCUUUUCAGGAAGAACCAGUGCAUUGGUCUCAAUCCUGCACCGAACCAAGCCCUAACCCCUGAUUCUGAUCCAGUGGAACAGCUCCUUUUUUCCAGAACCUGGAUCCUAAAGAACUGUGACAGCCCCAGUUGCACACAGACACAAAUGAUUAUUCUCUCUUGACAGACCUACACAGCUCCCUCCUUGUAUUUAACUGCAGUCCAAGUGAGCUGGAUCAGGAAAGAGACACUUGAUAGCUGCUGUUUCCGUGGUUGAAAUAUUUGUGAAGUUAGCGCAUAAUCUGAAAGCAGAAGCUAAUAAAUUAUAGGGUGCUAAUUGGGGCCGGAGUGGAGCUGUCAAUCAUAUUAUCCUAAACACACAGAGACCCUCAUAACCUAAAAAGGCAAGAAAGCCUCCAGGAACAGCUCCCAGUUGUCACUAGCCAUGACCUCCACUUCAGUGAGCGCACAGAGAGUCAAGGCAGAGAGUUUAUUCUGCUAAGAAAAUGCAAAUCCUAUAUUUAAGACAGCACUUUUAUUUGAUUUUGUUUACAUUCUUUGGGAGUGUAUUUCCAAGAGAAUGUUAUUGUUUUCCUUUGCCACUUAACUUGACACUUCUGCAAUUAAAAAAGUGUAGAUCAGAUAAGAAUUUGCAAUUUUUAUAUUUGCAUAGUCCUUAGAGUAACAGUCAUAAGACUUUACUGACAGUCCAACUUCCUUGCACAUAGGCUUGUUUUUUAAAAAUCAUCCUAUAACUCAUAUAUCUUUUAUUGCUUCCCAUGCCCCAGAAACACAUAUUCCACUUAAGACCUGCAGGACUCCGUGAUCUGAGCCAAAACACAACUGUGCAAACAUGGUAACUAUAGGGCAUUUGCAACUAUAGUCACUUUGUCACUAUUUUUCUUAUAUUGCUUCCAUCAAGAUAAGGUAUUUUACUCUUAAUAUAAAACUGAAUUAAAGAAUUCUAAAGAGAUUUUUAGUGACAUUUUUCCACAGAAAUUUUUUUCUGUUUGGAGAUAGGUAGGCAUUCCAGAAAACAUUCCCUGAAGAAAAGAUCUGAAUGGAUCAGAUCACCUUGAGGGCCAUCACACAGUAUACGCAGGAAAAUCAGGGGAACAGGCUCAGGCAGCAUGGGUUUACAAAAGGCAAAUCUUGCUUGACUAACCCCUGAUCUCCUUCUAUGGCAAGAUGUCCCACUUAGCAGAUGAGGAAAAGGCUGUGGACGUUGUCUAUCUGGACUUUAGUAGAGCCUUU